AUUUGCAGGUUAUCUUGGACGUGAUGAUUUAACUGCAAAAGCUCUUAUUGAAAUAGAUAGUCAACUAUUUUAUCGAACAGGUGAUCUUGUUACAAUGGAUAACAACGGUCUUCUUCAUUAUCAAGGAAGAAAAGAUCAUCAAAUCAAACUACAUGGACAACGAAUCGAACUUGGUGAAAUCGAACGAUGUUUACUUAACAUCAAAUCCAUCUCUGCUUGUGUUGUCAUGAAAUGGAAUGAUGAUUAUUUAGUUGCAUAUGUUCAAUCAUCUUCUCAUGUGAAUGAAGAAGAAAUACGUCAACAUUGUCAAUCUCAUCUUCCACCACAUAUGGUUCCAUCCAUAUUUACUAUAAUUGAUAAACUACCUCUGAAUCAAAAUGGAAAAGUAGACAGAAAACAACUUCCUUCACCUGACUUUUCUUCAUCGACUUUGUUACCAUCCGAUAUAGCUGAUACUCCCCUUAACGAGUUCGAAGAACAUAUACUCACUAUUUGGUGUCAAGUUCUUCAUUGUAAUGAUAAUCAAAUUUCGAGAACUACCAGUUUUUUUACUGUUGGUGGUCAUUCUCUGUUAUUUAUUGAACUUUAUUAUCAUUAUCAAUCAAUAUUUAACUUUGAUGCUCAUACACUUUCGAUUGCCCCAUUUCUUCAACAACCAACUAUAUUUCAACAUUCACAACUACUUCAUACGGUUAUAAUGAAUAAUAUACAGACAUCACAAUGGCACACGUUACAUAUAAAUGAAGGUAAAAGUGUUUACUGCAACAUUAUCAAAAUAAUUUCUAUUAUUUAA
This is a messenger RNA of Adineta steineri, 793 nucleotides long. Lineage: Eukaryota; Metazoa; Rotifera; Eurotatoria; Adinetida; Adinetidae. The record is from the annotation of a GenBank genome assembly.